Messenger RNA from Rhipicephalus sanguineus (brown dog tick), 3476 nucleotides. It is a transcript of the gene Arl6IP1, whose product is annotated as ADP-ribosylation factor-like protein 6-interacting protein 1. The transcript has 7 exons. The record is from RefSeq and is a predicted model, not a curated record. Lineage: Eukaryota; Metazoa; Arthropoda; Arachnida; Ixodida; Ixodidae. The coding region runs from base 134 to 736 and encodes 200 amino acids.
GCUCACUGAACGAUAAGGCCUGCCUUCUUCCUCGAUCAGCUUUUUGUGGAGAGCGGGCAAAAGCGUUGCGAACCCAUUUAUAGACUCGCGAGCUUGCUGUUGCAGUUGUUUUCUUCAGUCCUAAGAGGGAGUCAUGGAUAAUGCAAAGUACACUUCUCAAGAACAGGAUCAGGCCAAGAAGCUGAGGCUGAAGUUGGAAGGAUGGCGGGAAGUGGUGCUUCCCCUGCACUCUGUCCUGCUCUGGAGUCAGCCAUACUACCCGGGUUGCAUCUUUGGUGCUAUCACCACAGUCUUCCUCUUGCUGUGGUACCUGGAGCCGUCCCUGCUGACCACCUUCUCACUGAUUGGCAUGCUGGUGUGCCUGCUCGACUAUCUCGUCCCACUGCUGCUGGCUCAACUUUGCAGUCCUGACAAAUGGACCAGCCAGCAUGAACGGCAGCUGCACGACAUAUGCCUCGAAGCGGUACAUGCGUGGCAGUCGGUGGUCAGCGCAUGCGCGUCCCUGAAGAAGGCCAAACAGGACAAACCCAAGGCGUAUGUGGUGGCGGUGCUGAUCUCUCUCCUUGUGAUGGCUUGGAUUGGGAAUGCUUUUGACAACCUCUUCCUCACUUACCUCAUCGUGCUGUUCCUUGCGAUGACUCCUGGCAUGAAGCACCAGGGCAUUUUCAAGAAGUACUUCUCGGCGACCGUCCUCACCAUCAGGAAUCUCAUCGCCGACAAGAUGAAGAAAAACUAAUCCUGCACAACCACUCUGCAGCUGAAAGCUUUAAGCACAAGUGACAAAAAAAUGAAAGGAACUGCUUGCUGGCCUGCCAAUGUAAAGAGUAAAAUAUGCCACCAAUGUAAAGAAUUGGCUGACUGUGCAGCCUCGCUCUGCCUCAAUCUUGAAAGCUUCAGCUGCUGUGCUGGAAAACCGCCUUGCGCUGCCAUACGGUCGUCGUGCCCGCAAUGCACGCACUGUAUUCAGUGAAAGUGAGAGCGUGCAGAAGUACCACAUACUGCCUUUGUUGGCUCACCAAGCAGGCAGGACGUGUGCUGCUCGCGCUGCUUGUUUUAUGUUCUUAAAUGUUGCGGCCGUUCAUGACAUUUCACCGUGCUGUGUUGUAGAAUUCGGCACCCUAGAUUUUGGAUUUUAUCAUCAGUAUUUGGGUUUGUAGACAGUGAAUUGGGCAUGUUCACUUUAACAAGUUGGAAAAGAUUGCGUGACCCAUGCUUAACAAGCAGCAGCCACUGCCCAAUCGUGAAACUGCAUUUACACGCGUGUAUUGAAGGCACUUAAACAAGGCUUGGUUGUUGCUUGAACGCGUGCAUGUUUCACAUGACUAAAGAAAAUAUUUGGAGACCUUGGAUUCUUGGUCAGGCAGCUUAUUCAUUUUAUGUUUGUCCUUCUGUGAAUCUGUGUGCUGCAAAGCAGGAACAGGUUUUGAAGAUGAGCUUUGUGACACUAUUUCAGAACACUUGAAUCUACCAAGCGUGUCACGUUACGCGCAUUGGCAGUUUAAUGCUUGAUUUUGCAUUAAUAGAGCAUGUCCGUUCUAAACGCGCAUGCCAUUUUGGUUAUGUCAGACAUUUCUGCGGACUGCAGAAGCUGCUUAGGACAGGAAGAGAUUGGGCAAACCUUGCAAAUGUAAUAUGUGACCAGAGACAUACCUGGUUAACCAGCUUGUUAAUGUAAGACUAUCAUGCACUUGGCAAUGCAAGCCACAUGUUUGUCAAGCAACUCCUUCUGAAUACUGUCACCCAGCUGUGGCAACUUGUUGGUCUGAAUGUGCCCUUUGUGUUUGUUUUCUAGUUUGUCAAUGGUGCCAUCCUUUUGAGAUCAACUUCUAUAGGUAGGAUUGCAUUUUUUAGUUAAGGUAUCCAUUACUGUGAAAAGGUGGGGCACCUCAAUCGGGUAUUUUUUUUAGGUGCAUCUUAUGGUAAAAUUGACGAGGGAAAAAAAAAGCUUUUCUUUGUUGUUGUUGUUUUUCAGUUCGAAGCCUAGUCAGCACUUCUUCCUUUUCUCUGGCAAAUGUACAGUGAACGCCAGUAAGAUACGUUUUAUUACUCAAGCGAAAUGUGGAUCAAAAGCCCAAUAAAAUCAAAGACCAGAUUUUGUUGUAGAGCAAGUUAAUUCUUCUGCACUGCUUGAAGCCUUUGGCACUUUUCACUGUAUUCUCCCUCCAACUCGGAAAGUUCCUGUACUUGUUUUCAGGGUAUGAAAAUGUAGUAAGCUUAUAUCAAAGCAAACAAUGAACAAUAUUCUUAAUUUUUCUGUACACCGGUAACUUAUUGUCGCUGUCGGAAAACAAAAGGAUUUCUAGUGUUGGCGUACGCAAGAACCAUGCCUCUUUUUCAUGUGGCAUUGCUGAAGGCUCUAUGAACACUUUCCCCACUUUCCAAAUUCUGGCACGUACAACUUUAGUCCGAUAUUUUUGGUUGAAUGGUACGCUUUCAACACUGAUACGAUGCUGUGGAUCUUGCUGCAACUUCACUGUUGAUAUACGAGGGAAUGGUCUUUUUUUUCUGUGCUACUUAUUAGGAUACGACAUCCCUUUAUCUAGAUGCACUUUUUUUUGAGGUAUGUUUCUUUAUCAUAAAUCAUUUUUUGUCGCACCGUGAAUGGUAGAGCAGUGCAGGUUACACAAGUGAAAUUGUGAAAUCCGAUUUCAGUGUGUUGAUCGUGCUUUCACUGUCCUGACUUCUAAGUGGCUUGUAAAGAUUGACUGGUCCUCUCCACCUUCCCGCCAGGUUACCUUUGCACCCGCAGAGGAAAGAUAAGAUAAGAUAGCCUUGACACUCCCAUCAGUGUUGUGAGGAGGGGGUUGCAUGUUAUGGGCUCUUCGGUAACUGCCAAAGCUGUUGUGGCGUCGCUAACCGGCUUUCCUAUAGCCGUGCACCUUGAAUAUCGCAAGGCAAGGAACUUGCUUGUGAAGUAAAGGCUGCCUUCUUAACAUAAGUGAUAGCAUGUGUGAAUGACGUAGCUUCACGUCUACAUAGUUGUGGAGGUCAUGUACGAGUAGUUAGCAAAAGCCACCUCUCGCAGCACAGUUGCAGCUAACGUACUUUUGAAUGUGCCCAUUGUCACAGCUUACUACUGUUGUGAAAAUUUCUUUUGUCUUCCUCGUGCUCAUUUUGUUUCUCCAUUGACAUUUUUGAUGUAAGGAUUGUUUCUUCUGAUGCAUAUCGUGGUAUUUUGGCGUAAAAUCUUACGUAAUGUAGUCCACGCAUAUUUGUGGAUCUCUUGAUUGAGAUUUUAUAGUCAGCACAGUCUUUUUUUUUUUUCCCUAACUUCAGUUAGCACAAAUCCUUAAGGUUUUUAGUGAGAUUGUGCAAACUUUUUGUGUGCGUGUGUGAAUGAAUAGUACAAAUAUGUUGUGUUGUACAUCUUUUAUGUGUGCUGACGCUGACAGUUGCGUGCAGUAUGUACCGAUCAACUGUAGGGUGUGAAAAAAAAAAAGUGUCACUUUUGCCAGACAAUAAAAAUGUAAACUGUA